Messenger RNA from Gilbertella persicaria, 1370 nucleotides. RefSeq names its product ankyrin repeat-containing domain protein. The transcript is spliced from 2 exons. Gene Ontology annotation, molecular function: protein binding. Lineage: Eukaryota; Fungi; Mucoromycota; Mucoromycetes; Mucorales; Choanephoraceae. The record is from RefSeq and is a predicted model, not a curated record. Bases 136 to 1266 code for a protein of 376 amino acids.
UUUUUGUGAGAAAGGAAAACUCGUACAUUCUUCAAUUCUGGCCUUAAAUUGGUUCAUAUUGCUAAGCGAAAGAGCUUCUUUCUGCUAAAAAAAAAUCCUUUUAUAACCAUCACUUUUUUAUUCUGAUAUUAAGCAAUGGAAAGCAAGCUCAAUGAUGAGCAAGACCUAGAGAUCUGGGAACACAUCAACCUCGACAAACUCGAUAUAAAAGCAUUAUACAGAUACAUCAAGCUAAAGGAGAGCAAUGUCCAUGUGACAAACAAAGAUGGCUAUAGCCUACUUUACUUGGCAGCCUACAACAAGAAUGUAGAAGCUUUACGGAUCUUACUCCUACAGCCCAACAUGGAUGUCAAUAGAUUGAAUGGACCUCAUCACGAAAUAGCUCUCCAUGCAGCAUGCUCAAAAGGGUUAUUUGAUGGUGUCGAGUUAUUGAUUGAUAAUGGUUCAAAACUCGACGUCAAAGACUCUCUUGGUCACACACCACUUACCAAUGCCAUCUUUUCCAACUCAUUGGCUUGUGUUGAACUGCUCUUGUCAGCAGAGAAAGGUGCUGAUGUAACAGUGACUGAUGAACAAGACAACAAUCUAUUACAUUUAGCUGCUACUAACAACUUUUCGACGUGCAUUCCACUCUUAGUUCAAAAAAGAGUUCCUAUUGACGAUCACAAUCAACGUGGAUUAUCACCAUUGGCUAUUGCCAUCAGUUUUGGAUUCAUAGAAACAGCCUUUGUCCUUAUUGAUAAUGGUGCUGAUGUGAACGGAAAGACGCAUUUUGCCACUGUACUUCAUCAUGCAGUUACUUGGAAUCGACUCGAGAUCAUCAAAAAGUUAGUAGAAAAGGGCUGCAACCCUAAUGUGGUCAACAUGUUAGAAGAAACACCACUGUAUUUAGCAGUGCAGCAACGAAAAAUUGAUAUUGUACGAUAUCUGAUAGAAGAAGCAAAAGCAGAUCCAUGUUACAUGCUUCAUAAUCCUAACAAUACAACCAACUUGCCAUUACUUUAUGCAGCAAAUCAUGGCUAUACAGAAAUGAGCAAACUCUUGCUCACGCCAAGGACAUCGACGUUCUUUAUACAAAUCUCAGCAGACAUGAGUCAGAGAGUAGGGCAUCAAGCAACUGAAGAUUAUUUAAGGAAGAGUUUGACUCAACAAUCAAUGGAAGAUGCUACACCAACACCAACUACUACAGUUAAUAACACGAAUAGUGAAAAAGAUGAUGAUGUUGCUUUCGCGUCUCUCUUCAAUACGUUUAGUGACGAAGAAUAAAGAUGUGUUGUUCCUCUCUACAAAGUAAAAUACAUGUUCGCAUGCCUGCAAUGUUGUGAGUUGUGAGAGUUGGUUAUUUAUUGUCAAUAAUAACAAAACUGUUU